CGUUGUCCUGAAGCGAGCAUUUAGUAUUAAUAACGACUUUGCUGCCAUAGCAGUGGAGAACGAGGAAGAGACGACUUGUUGAAAUUUCCUAUUUCGCUCUGGUGAUAACAUUUGCACCUCAAAAGCAAACUAAAUUUGAUAAAGCUGCUCAUUGUGCAAAGCGACAGUUUAGUUUCCGAACCAACGGGACAAUCCAUCAUCGCCCAUCUUCCACAACAUCACUUUGCAACCCCAUAAAGAGACCGAGGCCAAACCGAGGGGUUCUUGCAAUCGGAUUUGAAGAGGAAUUGGCAACAACACCAACUGCACCAGUGCCACCAUCAACCAAACAUCAAUUAAUGUCUGCAAUGCAGCAGCUAAUGGAACAAAGGAAGCUACUCCAACAACAUCCCUUGGCCGACAUCAAAUUAUGGCUUUUGUUUGGUUUGCUUUUGAACGUGGCCCAUUAUCCGCGUGCUGUUAAGGCUACCGACGACGUGGCCAAUGUUUCACCGUGUGAACUGGAAUCGAUAAUAAAUCAAUUGGUGAAUCCUUCGCCCCAAUACCAAAUGCAGGUGUCCUCCCUGCGGAAUCAGCUGCGCAACAUUUUAAGGGAACGACAACUCGAUGAAGGGGAAGAGCAGAGCAUCAACAACAACGAGUUGGAUUAUUUGGAAGAGGACAAGCGUUCUGUGGCUGCAUUGGCUGCUCAGGGACUAUUAAAUUUGAACUGGUCCCCGAAACGAAGUUUAGCCACGUUGGCUAAGAAUGGACAACUGCCCACACCCGACCCGGAAAUAGUACCCGACGAAGAGCAACGUUCGGAGGAUAAACGUUACAUCGGCUCUUUGGCCCGUUCGGGUCAAAUGUUGGGCUAUGGUAAGCGUAACAUCGGCACAUUGGCUCGAGACUUUCAAUUGCCCAAUGGCAAACGCAAUUUGGCAACAAUGGCCCGUCUUGGGCUAUUGGGCCGCAAUGAACCUAAGCGCAACAUGGCUGCAGUGGCCCGAUACAAUUCGCAGCGCAUGUACAACAAUGCUAACAACGCCGCGGAGAAACGCAAUAUAGGCGCUUUGAAGGCCUCCCCCGUUCACGGCGUCCAGCAGAAACGAGGCGAAGACGAGGCCCCUGUUUAUUUGCCCGCCAGCUUCGACUACGUCGACCCCUUGGCUUACUAUUGGAAUUAUGGCACCUAUGCCGACAUGGACUGGGGCGAUUUCGGAAGGGCCCAAAAAAGGUUUCUCGACACUUCCAAGGACCCGGAACUGUUCGGCAUCGAGAAUGCCAAUUUCCUGCAAACGUUGGACUCCAAGGAGGCGGCAGUCGGUCGAACCGGAACGGAGACUGCUGAAAGUAUCGACAUGGAUUCCGAGUCUGGUGCCGAGCCCAUACCCCUAACUGCUGCCGAGUCUGAGGACAGCGAUGCCUACGAGACUCCCAGUAAACGACAUAUCGGAGCGGUCUAUCGCUCCGGAUUCCUGCCAUCCUAUAGAGCAUUGCGCAGCCCCAUGGGUUCCGGAAGCGGCGGCGCUGUAGGUGGAGGCCGUUUUAGUCGUUCUGGACGUGCCAGGCAAUUUGUCGAGUACUACCCCCCACCAGAGCGACUGCGUCAACCCAUCGCAGCCGUUUGUAAACGCUGCUUCUUCCCCUACCGGCCGAUGGUGAACUGGGGUGCCGCCGGAAUGCGUGGUCGCUGGCCCCUGUACAUGCAGUCCAUGGAACACCAUAGAAGCAUCUCUACCAAUGACCUACCUUCCGCAUAUUACCCUCGCAACCUCCGACGCCAGGCAGCUGUGUCUGCGCCCUUCCAUUCCUGGGGUACGCCACCACGUAUAACGGCCAUGAAUCGCCGCAGUUUUCGACGCAAUGAUCUCAACAACCUAACACGAUACUAGAAACAUGAACAAAAGUAAAAAUAUUAAAAAAAUAUAUAUAUUAAAAAAAAACAUAUAUACAUAUAAAUAUGUACACAUAUACAAUUAAAUUAAUUAAACAAACAAAUUAUUGAGUUGCAGAACAAGUCGCAAACAAAUUGAGACACGGAACAAUUAAGAAGAAUUAUAUCAACAUUUAUUCAUAUCUUAAUUAAAUACUGAUUAAUAAUAACAUAUCUGGACAAUAAUAUCACAUAUAUAUUUAUAUACAAUAUAAGUAUACACAAACACACACAUACACACACCUACUAUACAAGUACAUAUAUAUAUACAUAGAGUAGAAAGGAAAGGAAGCCAACCGUUGGCACGAAUUAUGUUUCCCUUCAAACGGACUUUGGGGGACAUUAGAAUAGAUUCAUUAGGAUUUGAGCGGAAUACCAGAAUGUCGGACACAAGCGACCUGCCUGCUUGGCAGGACCAUUGAUCAGGAUCACGCUAUGCAUGCAUUUUGUAGCCGAUUGUUUUCCUGCCCGAUGUUCUGAGUGUUUUAUCCUUUCCACAAUGUUGGAAGGUUUCCCAAGGUCCUGACGGAAAACCAAAGCUAAAUAAAACUUAUUAAUAUGACAAUAAAAUGUUGCAAAUGCAAUUUCGCUGAAAAUUCCUAUAAAAAACCAAAAAUAUAUAUACAUAUAUAUAAUUAACAUUAACAAAUCAUUACAAUUUAAAAAAAAAAAAAUCAAAUUUAUUUACUAUAUUGUGUGUAUUGCAUAUUUUAAAUUAUUAAUUACAAAAAAAAAAAGAAAAGAACAAAGAAGGAAUUCCGAAUAAAACAUAUUAGGUACUGCUUAGUAACAGAGACAAUAAUUUUUAAACAUUACCAUGGAUGUUAGAAAAUAAACAAAAA
Musca domestica (house fly) is the source of this 2757-nucleotide messenger RNA. RefSeq names its product neuropeptide-like 1. Lineage: Eukaryota; Metazoa; Arthropoda; Insecta; Diptera; Muscidae. The record is from RefSeq and is a predicted model, not a curated record.